AUGCAGCAGAAUUCGAGAGGCGACACCGAACAGAGCGGUAAGCGCCAAUCGAUCGGCAAGAGAAAGCUUCCCGAUCAAGGAGAGCCAUCGCAGCCGCGAUCGCAGACCGUCUCCGAGCGUCUCUCCGACAGAUACACACCCGAACCUCAGUCUCACAAACGCACCCGCGUAUCUUCGUCUCCGCACUUGCCGUCCCCUACAGUCCCACAUAAGAUGUAUCCGAUUUCCGGGCCUAGGAUUGGCGCGCCUGUUGGCAGGGGCGUGCCCGGCUCAACCGGUUCGGUCAGAUCGAUGAAUGCAAAUGCCGGCCAGAACAAUUUCACACCAUAUACCGGGGCGAGGAAGCUGGUUGUCAAGAACCUUCGUGUUGGUCCGAGGCUGGACCAAGAAUCAUAUUUUGAUAAGGUGUGGUCACAGUUCGAUGCGGCCUUGACGGCGAUCUUCGAUGGCAAGCAGCCGGAGACUUCGCUCGAGGAACUGUACAAAGGUGGUGAGAAUGUAUGCCGACAGGAUCGGUCUGCGUUGUUGGCGAAGAAGCUUCGUGCUCGGUGUAAAGAGUUCGUGAAUGGUCAGAUGCGAAAGAACCUGGUCACGAGAUCGAAGGGCAGCACCGAUGUUGAUACAUUACGAUCUGUGGUUGAUGCAUGGUCAAACUGGCACUCAAAGCUCAUUACCAUCCGAUGGAUCUUCUAUUAUCUCGAUCAGUCGUUCCUACUGCAUUCAAAGGAACAUCCAGGGAUUCGCGACCUGGGAUUGAUCCAGUUCCGCGAACACAUAUUUGCCGACGCCAAUCUCAAACCAAAGAUCUUGAAGGGCGCCUACGACUUAAUCAGUGCUGACCGACUGGGCGAUUUCAAAGGAAUAUGGAACUCCGCUCUGCUCAGAGACGCCAUGGAUCUCUUCCAUAAACUCGAUGUCUACGUCAGUGAUUUUGAGCCUCUGUUCUUAUCUGAGUCCCAGAAGUUUGCCACGAACUGGACCCGAGAGCAAUCAGCCGGCUCUCUGGAAUCAUAUGUCGAGGACACUCGCAGCUUGCUUGCGAGUGAAGUAGAGCGCUGCGAAAUGUUCGCCUUCAACAGAAACACAAAGAUGAAACUUUCUGAACUCUUCGAUGAGACCUUGAUCUCUCAGCAAGCCAGUCUCUUGACCAAUGAUGAUGAUGUCCUCGGUUUGUUACGGGCAGACAAGAAGGCUACGCUGAAGGAGCUCUACAUCCUGUUGAACAGACGAGAUCUUACCCAAGACUUGAAGUCUGCGUUCCAGAGCUACAUCAUCCAAGAGGGCGAACGGAUUGUGUUUGAUCAGGACAAGGAAAUCGACAUGGUUGUUUAUUUGCUUCAAUUCAAGCAAAAGUGCGAUUCCAUUGUGGCCGAUUCUUUCGACAACAAUGAAGGGCUCCGCAUCACUCUUCGCGAAGCCUUUAGCACAUUCAUGAACCGCGGCAAGAAGAUGGAGUCAACUGGUGGCACAGACAACCCCAAGUCCGGUGAGAUGAUUGCCAAAUACGUGGAUCGCCUCCUCCGGGGUGGGUACAAAUUACCACCAGGUCGCAACCCGGAAGAAGUGAGCCUCGUUUCCGACGACGUAGAGCUCGACCGGCAGCUAGAUCAGGUGCUCGACCUCUUCCGGUUUGUGCACGGUAAGAAUGUCUUUGAGGCAUUUUACAAGAAUGACCUUGCUCGCCGCCUCUUGAUGAAACGGAGCGCGAGCAGUGACGCAGAGAAGAGCAUGCUGGCUCGAUUGAAGAAUGAAUGCGGAUCGAACUUCACUCACAACCUCGAGUCCAUGUUCAAUGAUAUCGACACUGCCGCCGAAGAAAUGGCAGCCUUUAAGAACUCACCAGCGCAAAUGGAGAGGAGAAGCUCCUUCGAAUUUGAUGUCACCGUGCUGUCCGCCGCCGCAUGGCCCAGCUACCCCGAAGUUCCGGUGAACGUUCCCCUCAAGAUUUCGCGCGCCAUGGAAAGAUUCGAAUCCUUUUAUAAAUCCAAACACGAAGGGCGCGGUCUCACCUGGAAGCACCAAUUGGCUUAUUGUCAGCUGAACGCGAAUUUCGACUCGGACAAGAAGAACCUGGUAGUCAGCUCAUUCCAGGCAAUUGUUCUCCUCCUUUUCAAUGAUCUCGCCGAAGGUGAGAGUCUCGACUACCGGGAAAUCAAAAAAUUGACCGGGCUUUCGGAUCCCGAAUUGAUUCGCACGCUGCAAUCUCUCGCAUGCGCCAAGUACCGCAUCCUCACCAAAACCCCCAAGGGCAAAGAAGUGAACGAAACCGACACCUUCCGCUAUAAUGCCGGAUUCACCGAUAAACAAAAACGGAUCAAGAUUAAUCAGAUCCAGCUGAAGGAAACCAAGGAGGAAACCAAGACCACACACGAGCGUGUUGCCGCCGAUCGCCAUUUUGAAACCCAGGCUGCGAUCGUGCGCAUAAUGAAGAGUCGAAAGACCAUCAGCCAUCCUACGCUUAUUUCGGAGGUGAUCACCGCGACCAAACGACUGGGUGCUUUGCAGCCUGCGGAUAUCAAGGCUAAUAUUGAGAAGUUGAUCGAGAAGGAUUACAUUGAGCGCACGGAGGAUAACCAGUACAGCUAUGUGGCUUGA
This is a messenger RNA of Penicillium olsonii, 2595 nucleotides long. Lineage: Eukaryota; Fungi; Ascomycota; Eurotiomycetes; Eurotiales; Aspergillaceae. The record is from the annotation of a GenBank genome assembly.